Molecule: messenger RNA, 7040 nt
Organism: Pogoniulus pusillus (Red-fronted tinkerbird)
Lineage: Eukaryota; Metazoa; Chordata; Aves; Piciformes; Lybiidae
Gene: HTR2C
Product: 5-hydroxytryptamine receptor 2C
Exons: 5
Coding region: 1442-2860 (472 amino acids)
Biological process (GO): G protein-coupled receptor signaling pathway, coupled to cyclic nucleotide second messenger; phospholipase C-activating G protein-coupled receptor signaling pathway; chemical synaptic transmission
Cellular component (GO): plasma membrane; dendrite
Molecular function (GO): G protein-coupled serotonin receptor activity; neurotransmitter receptor activity
Source: RefSeq, a predicted model, not a curated record
CAUGCUUUCCAGUCACAUUCGCAGGCUGGCAGCGGGAGCGGUGCAGACAGCGAGUGCUUGCCCGUGGACGGCCGCAGGUGAUGGGCAGCGCCCGGGGCUGCAGAGCUCGGUGCCAGGGACAGGAGCCCUGUGUGCCUGAGUUUCAGUGACACUGCCGGGCUCCCCCCUUACCCGUGUGCCCUCCAUCUCCUCGCCUGCGUGGUCGUGGCCUCCAGGUCGCUGGGCACCCAGCCCGGUGGGCCCGGCGGGGGCUGUGGCGCGGCUCGGCGCCGCUGCUGGGGGACCCGCAGUGGGGGAUGUGGCGGCAGCCCUGCCGUGCCUGCCCGGGGAUGCCGUGGGCUGCUGUGGCAACGCCUGGCUCCCGGAGCCCAAAGUGACUGCAACUAACUCGAGGCUGGGACUGCUUCUCGGAGGAUGCCCCGUGUGUCUGCGGCCACUGCUCGCCGGCCUCGCCACAGAAUAUCGCCGGGGGCUUGCUCGCCGCUGCCGAGGGGGGGCAGAGGCAGAGGCCGCCCGAGGGUUAAGCGCAUCAGCCCGCACGGCAAGUGUGCCGGCAGGAAAUAAUCUGCAGAGGUACAUGUGCAGCAAUUCAACCGCCGCUGCUCUCGCCGGCUGCCGCCGCAGCUGGAUGUGGGAGAGGAGCUGCGCCGCUCGCAGGAGAUGCUGGCUCGGUGUGCCCGCGAUGCCCCGCACGGCAGCGUGUCUGAGCUGGGCUGAACGCCUCCAUCCGAACGGAUUUACGGUGGCUCGCAGGCUCUGCCGGCUCGCUGAGAGGUCUCCCUGGCAUUUCUGAGCCUCCUCCUCGAUGAGCAGCUCAGCUUGGUGGCAUCCAGGAGUGCAAAGUGCUUCCAGAAGAGCCUGCUGAGUGCAUGCCAUGAGCCCCUGAGUCACACAGAGCAGCCUUCCCCUCUCGCCACCGACGCUGCCCUCACAUCCUCCUUGGAGCAGCUGCCAGAGGGACUGAACUUUGCUGCUUCCAGCUGUGUGCCCAGGACCUUUCCCGUGUCAUCAGAGGCUGCUGGAACCCUGUGCCUAGGUGGUGCCACGUGGAAGUGAGACACUCACCCUGCUCCCCCACAGCCUCUCCCUGCUUCCCUCCCUGCCAGCUGCUGCAUCCCCACGUUCCAGAUGUGCAGGCAGCUGCCAAGAGCUUCCCCCGCAGGGUGCAGGUCCUCUCUUGCCAGGAUAAAAGCCAUGGACCUGGCAGCCGCCCGGCGCCCGCAGAGCCUCCUUGCCCGCAAGGCUGUCGCCCAGAGGUCGUCUCGCAGCGCGCCCCGGGCCACUAGGAGAGGUCGGCAGUGACUCCUGCGAGGCUGCUCUGUCGCUAUGGGAGAGCGAGCGAGUGUCUGGCUCGGCAUCUGCGGAGUUGGGCCCCGGCCCCGCCGCUCGGCACAGGGCUCGGCAGCCAGGCAGGGCUAGGAGCCAGCCGCGCCCGCCGACCAUGAGCCGCUCCGGCAGCACCGGGCUGCUGCUCAGCAUCGCCGCGCUGGCGGCCGCGCCGCACCUGGGGCCGCACGGCGGAACCGGGGCUUGGGCCCUCGGCACCGAUCUGACUCUGAACCAGAGCCUGCCCACGGCUGAGCCUCUCAACGCCUCUGAGAGGGACGCAGCCGCCCGGCCGGCGGCGAGGGAGAAGAACUGGCCAGCCCUGCUGAUCCUGGUGGUCAUCCUGCUGACCAUCGGCGGCAACAUUCUGGUCAUUAUGGCAGUCUCCUUGGAGAAGAAGCUGCAGAACGCCACCAACUUCUUCCUCAUGUCCCUGGCAGUGGCAGACAUGCUGGUGGGUAUCCUGGUCAUGCCCGUGUCACUCAUUACAGUCCUCUAUGAUUAUGCUUGGCCUUUGCCUAACCAGUUGUGCCCUAUCUGGAUUUCCCUAGAUGUGCUCUUUUCCACUGCAUCCAUCAUGCACCUCUGUGCCAUCUCUCUUGACCGGUACGUAGCAAUCCGCAACCCCAUUGAGCACAGCCGCUUCAACUCCCGCACCAAGGCCAUCAUGAAGAUCGCUGCCGUCUGGACCAUCUCCAUAGGAAUAUCUAUGCCCAUUCCAGUUAUUGGUUUGCAGGAUGACUCCAGGGUGUUUGUCAAUGGGACCUGCGUCCUCAACGACGAGAACUUCGUCCUGAUCGGAUCCUUCAUGGCCUUCUUCAUCCCCCUCAUCAUCAUGGUGAUCACCUACUGCCUGACUGUGCAGGUGCUGCAGCGGCAGGCGAUGGUGUUCAUGUGCGGGGAGGCGUCCAAGCAGAGGAGGAGCAGCGUCAACUGCCUCAAGAAGGAGAACAACCCAGAGCACAUCUCCAUGCUGCACAACCACGAGGGGGCCUCCCACCUGAACUCCCCGGUGAGCAAGGAGGCGGUGCUGUUCCGCAAGGGCACCAUGCAGUCCAUCAACAACGAGCGCAGGGCCUCCAAGGUGCUGGGCAUCGUCUUCUUCCUCUUCCUCGUCAUGUGGUGCCCCUUCUUCAUCACCAACGUCAUGUCUGUGCUGUGCAAGGAGGCCUGCGACAGGGCCCUGCUGGGCGAGCUGCUGGACGUCUUCGUGUGGGUGGGCUACGUGUGCUCCGGGGUCAACCCCCUGGUCUACACCCUCUUCAACAAGACCUACCGCAGGGCUUUCUCCAGCUACAUCCGCUGCCGCUACCGGGGCGGCCACAAGGCGGCGCUCAGGCAGAACCAGUGCCUGAACGUAGCCUCCACCGCUCUCUACGGCAAGGACCUGACUCUGACCAGCUACCGCAACGGCAACGACUUCAACAGCGUGGAGCUGGACGAGCCCGAGGAGGGCCUGGAAAUGCAGCCUGGCACUUCAGAGCUCUCUAUAAACAGCUGUAACGUUGUGAGCGAAAGGGUGAGCUGCGUCUGAAGGUGCCCCCUUGGUCCCUUUGCUUUCUUUUCUUUGCUUUUUGGGUUUGGGUUUGGGUUUUGGGGAUUUUUUUGGUUUGGCUAAGGUGUAUCUGAAGGCAAAAAAGAAAACAAUACAUGGUGUAAAAGAAAUGGUCCAAGGACAAUGUAAAUACUGCAUUCUGAACACAGCUAUUUUUUUUUUUUAAGACAAGCAAAAAAUACCCCCCCAAAAAGAAGGGAAGUUUGUCCCUCCAGUUGGGUACUGAAAAUCCCAUCUAUGAAUGCACUGCAGCGAAGGUUAAGGCUCUGUAUUUGCUGUUAACUCUCAGUGACCUUGCAUAAUGUCAUGGACACACAGACCCCCCCCCAAAAGAAAGUCUGAAUUCCUCUUCCAAUGCAUGAGCAAAAAAAGAAGCAGCCCAGAACCCCUGACCUGCCGGCGCUGGCUGCUCCCCUCAGGGGUGGCUGCGGGGGCGCGGAGCGGCACGGCGGUGGUCAGCUGCGGGACACGCUCCCCCGCGCCCAGCAGGACCUCUCUCUUUGCCAGCUGGCAGUGAUUCUGGGCCCUCAGCCUGGGCUGCGCUGUGCCAGGCUGCACGGAGAGCUGGCGGAGGGACAGCACAGCAGCCCGCGGCUCUGCAGGCACCUGGCCCGACACGGCCUGCGGGGGGUAUGGCUUGCUGGCAUGCUGGGCACCCUGGCGCCUCAGGGCACCUCGGGUAGAGUCCUAUUCCCUCUCCAGUCCACUUCCCUUCUUUCCAAGGGAUGUCUGAUAGAUUUUGACUCCCCCUCCGCAAUCCUCUUCUUUCCAAGGGAUCUCUCCUAGAUUUCUAUUCCCUCUCCAGUCCUCUUCUUUUCUUCCCAAAGGGUCUCUGAUAGAUUUUGACUCCCCUUCCAAUCCUCUUCUUUCCAAGGGAUCUCUGCCAGAAUUUGGCUCCCUCUCCAGUCCUCUUCUUUCCAAGGGUUCUCUGCUAGAUUUUGACUCCUUCUCCAAUCCUCUACUUUGCUUUCCAAGGGAUCUCUCCUAGAUUUCUAUUCCCACUCCAAUCCUCUUCUUUUUUUCCCAAAGGAUCUCUGCCAGAUUUUGACUCCAUCUCCAGCCCUCUUCUUUACUUUUCAAGGGACACCUGAUAGAUUUUGACUUCCUCUCCAAUCCUCCUCUUUUCUUUCCAAAGGAUCUCUGCCAGAUUUUUACUCCUUCUCCAACCAUUUCCUUUCCAAAGGAUCUCUCCUAGAUUUCUAUUCCCUCUCCAGUCCUCUUCUUUUCUUUCUAAGGGAUCUCUGCUAGAUUUUGACUCACUUUCCAAUCUUCUUCUUUUCUUUCCAAGGCAUCUCUGAUAGAUUUCUAUUCCCUCUCCAAUCCUCUUCUUUUCUUUCCAGGAGAUCUCUGAUAGAUUUUGACUCCCUCACUCCCUCUCUAAUCCUCUUUCCAAGGGAUCCCUGCUAGAUGUUGACUUCCUCUCCAAUCCUCUUCUUUUCUUCCCAUUCCCCAGGAGGCUCCAGCUCUCCUCAGGAAGGGUUGCACCCAGUUGUGUGUGACCCUGGCUGGGAUCACUUGCACACUCGUGGGAGCAGUGUGAGAAGCCUUAGUCAUCUGCUUCAACCAGCUGACAAAUGCAGACCUUCAGAUUUAUGGGAAGCCCUCCCUGGGUCUUAGAGUUAAACAUCAGCUGUGGGAAGGAGCAGGCUGUGCUCAGUAUGGAAGGCACUGCCUCCACAGGUUGCUUGGAUGAUCAGGGUCUUGGGUUGACCUGGAGAAGAGCACUCUGGCUUUGCAAGAGCUCAGUCCUCACAUCUAUUUAUUCCUUAGCUUCUACAACAUUUGGUUUUCAACCUCAUGGGGCUUGCAGGAUGAUGAUAAACCACUGCUGCAGGUGGAGAGCAGGAGCUCCUGUGCAGCUGGUGCUGUGAGCUGAAGGACACAGCAGAGAGGCAUAAGCAGAGGUCCUUGCUCCUUUCUUCUGCCUCUGGAUGGGGUGGGCAGAGCUGGACAGAGGAUGUGACCGGAGCAAUCUGCUGCUGAUGUGGUUCAAAAAGCAAACAACGACCAGGGACUGGAAGGAAGCAGACCUGGAGCUGGUCUACGUGGAAGAUUAAUCUGAAUCAAGCUUUCAAUUUGCUCCAGUCCAUUUGACUCCCCAGGCACAUGAUAGGGUAUUGUAUUAAUACCACUGAGAGCUGAGCCAGAGCAGCCACGGUGGCACUUAAGGCAGCUUCAGUAAUUUGCUUUUCAUUCACACCAUAGAUACUUUGAAUUAACUUCCCUCUCUGCCUCCAAAACAUCCUGUCUUCCUGGCACUGUGCCCCUAGGGUGAUGCCUUCUGUGCAGUUCUCCUUCUGUGGAGUGCUGUCCACAGCCAGAUUCUACCUGCAAGUGUUUGACAUCUUCAUUAACUAAGCCAGAUGCUGCAGUGGCCACCCAACAACAAUGCCUUUAGCACCAAGCUGCAGCAAGAGAAAUGUGGCCAGCAGGGUGAGGGAGGGGAUUCCCCACCUCUACUCCACCCUGCUGAGACCCAGCCUUCAGUACUGUGUCCAGUUCUGGAGUCACUAUUGCAGGAAAGAUCUGGAGGUGCUGGAAGGUGUCCAGAGAAGGUCCAUGAGGAUGAGCAGAGGGCUGGAGCUGCUCUGCUGUGAGGAGAAACUGAGGGAGUUGUGGCUGUUCAAUUUGGAGAGAAGGCUCUGGGGAGACCUUAUUGUGGCCUUCCAUUAUCUGAAGGGGGCUUCAUGGAAGCUGGGGAGGGAGUUUUUAGGGUGUCAGGUAGGGAUAGCACUGGGGGGAAUGGAGGAACACUAGAAGCAGGUAGGUGCAGAUUGGAUGUUGGGAAGAAGUUCUUCACCAUGAGAGACACUGGAACAGGUUACCCAGGGAGCUGGUGGAAGCCUCAACACCCUGGAAGUUAUUAAGGCCAGGCUGAAUAUGCCUCUGGGCAGCCUGCUCUAGUGUGAGGUGUCCCUGCCCAUGGCAGGGGGGUUGGAACAGGCUGAUCCUUGAGGUCCCUUCCAGCCCUGACAAUUCUACCAGUCUAUGAUCUCUGGCUAUGAAAGACUUCAGACCAGCAAAGCUUUCACUGGGCAUGGGUAAAUUGCAAUUUGCUGGCAAGAGCUGCUUGUACCCUAAACUUGUUGUGUUCAUCCCACCCAACUUAGAGAAGAAAUGGGAAGUGCUGCUGUGUGCUGAGUGUGCUGCAUUGCGAGCAACAGCCUCGCCGAGCCCACUCUUGGAGUACAACACAUGGGUUGCCUCUGCUUCUGAGCUGUGCCAGCAUGAUGCACUGAGUCUGAUAGUCCUUCCUCCUCCCUCAUCCCUUCCUGAGAGUACUUCCAUGCAGGCAGGAGGGCCAGUGUGGAGCCUACUUUCCUCCUCGCAGAAGGCAGGGGAGAUGCAGCACGUUCCCCUCUGCUGACACACUCUGGGCUUGAAGGCUUGGGAACUCGCCUCUCCAAAGAGGGCUGCUAACCAGUAGGAAAAGGAGUGGCCAGAGACACAAGCUUGUGCCUUCAGGGCCUGCCCUUUGCACUGAGUCUGGUUUGAUUGUCUCACGGAGCAGAGGCAGCUCAGAAAGGCUCACAUUGCUUUGAAGUCCUUGGUUCACCUCGGUUCAUCGCUCUCCUUUGCAGACCUGUAUAUGUGUGUGUAUAUAUGUCUGACUGUGUACAUAUAUAUAUACAUAUAUAGAGAGAUAUAUAUAUACAGAUAUAUAUAUACCCUUAAAAGCCAACCAGAGGCUUGGAAAGCACUUAGCAAUAAGCUGAACUGCAGUAACUGCUGGCACACAUGUGGUGUGUGAACAGCUCAUCUCCCACAGCGCCCCAAACUCAGCGGAAGGCCACGCAUGGCACAGGAGCCUUCGGGUCCUACCCUUGCUGGUUCUGGGCUGUGGGCACGAGGGGAACCUGCUCUGCCUGGAGGUAAAUAAUGAGAGCUGAACAGAGAACUCACAGAGUUUUUGUAAAGGUUUUUAAAUGAAUUCCAGGGCUGUAAGUCUGGACCUUGGCUGCUCAGCUGACCUACAGCGCUUGUCCGGACAGAUGGACAAGGGCACUGCCUCCUGGCCCCUGCCUUCUCUCCUGGCCAGCAAGUGAAAAGGUUUUUGGAAUGGUUGAAUACUGUCACUUACCCAACCUCCUUUGGGUCAUUUCACAUCAGGGUUUUGUGAUGCUGCUAUUAAUUUAUUAAAGAGAGUCUGUUGGUUUAA